CUCUCAGGCUGAACUCAGGGCGGACUCUCUCCUCUGAUGAGAUGUGUCUCCUCCUGCGGAGCUGCUGAGCUCCCCGGCCCGCUGAUCACAUGACAGAACUAACCAGCGAGCUAACAUGCUAGCUCUGGAUGUCAGAUCUGCUGUCAGCGGCUACAAACGCCCGGAAUAGCUUCCCCUAACUAGCAGGUCGUAACACAGUCGUGGAGUUCCAGGGUGUUGGUGGGAACUUUUAUUCAUCGGGAGCCUGUGACUCCUGAAAGCACUGACUCUUUGCUUUCACACAAAGUUGUUGCUGAUCAUGGGAGACCAUUUUUGCUUGAUAGAAAGGGACUUGUCUUUUUCCCUGCUCACUCUCUUCAAGAAAUCAAGUCAUUAGACUUCUGCCCAAUUAGCCUCAGGGGAUUUGGACAUCUUCAGGAAACACCAAGGCCAGCAAGUCCUCCAUCAGCACAGGGAUCUCAACAGACAGAGGUGGUGGACACACAUGGGCAAGAUGGAGAGGCGAUAGAUAAGACAUCAACUUCAGAGGUGAGGUACUCGUUGAUUUCGUAAUGACAAGCUGCUGUGCAGAAGAUGUCCACGCUGUCUGUGACUGAUAUCCCAGAUGUUGGUCAUGAUGAGAGUAAGGUGUUUGGUGGGGCCUCUGAGCUGCAGCUGGACUGCUUGGUUGAGGAGAGCAGUGGAAGCACCGCAAUGAAGCACGAAGGCCUGCUGUCACUGGCUGACCUCUCCCAGCCAGAUGACUUCCCCGUCCCCCCUCAUAAUGGCCCUGCACUGAGUGAGAUGAGCAGCCCUCUGCUGGUUGAGCCCUGUGAUAUUAAACAGGAUCCAUCUGCAGGUGACACGAAUCCCAGCAUAGAUGGUCAGCCGGUGAAGAGAAAGAAGGGACCUGCGCCAAAGAUGCUGGGCAAUGAGGUGUGCAGUGUAUGCGGUGACAAGGCCUCUGGUUUCCACUACAACGUGUUGAGCUGUGAAGGCUGCAAGGGCUUCUUUCGACGCAGCGUCAUUAAAAGUGCCCAGUACUCCUGCAAGAACAACGGGCGCUGUGAAAUGGACAUGUAUAUGCGCCGCAAGUGCCAGCAGUGCCGCCUGCGCAAGUGUCGGGAGGCAGGCAUGCUGGAGCAGUGUGUGCUCUCUGAGGAACAAAUUCGACUGAAGAAGAUGAAGAAGCAGCACGAGGAGGAAACGGCCCGCACGUCCACAGUGGUCACCCCAACCCCUCUGCAGGAAAUUGCCUCACUGGAUCCCCAGCAGCAGGAGAUGAUCGAGAAGCUGGUGGCCAUGCAGAAGCAAUGCAACAAGAGGUCUUUCCUGGACCGACCAAAAGUGACGCCUUGGCCCCAGAGUCAGGACUUGCAGAACCGUGAAGUGCGUCAGCAGCGGUUUGCCCACUUCACAGAGCUUGCGAUCAUGUCAGUCCAGGAGAUUGUGGAUUUUGCGAAGCAGCUUCCUGGUUUCCUGGAGCUCACAAGGGAGGACCAGAUCGCUCUUCUGAAGACGUCUACCAUUGAGAUUAUGCUGCUUGAGACAUCUCGGCGGUACAACCCUACUAUUGAUAGCAUAACUUUUCUGAAGGAUUUCAGUUAUAACAAGGAGGAUUUCGCCAAAGCAGGACUUCAGAUAGAGUUCAUUAACCCCAUUUUUGAGUUCUCAAAAGGAAUGAACGACCUGCAUUUGGACGAAGCUGAAUACGCCCUGCUCAUUGCCAUCAACAUCUUUUCUGCAGAUCGCCCAAAUGUACAGGAUCACGAUCUGGUGGAGAGGUUGCAGCAGCCCUAUGUUGACGCACUGCGCUCUUACAUCAUGAUAAAGAGACCAAAUGAUCACUUGAUGUUUCCCCGUAUGCUGAUGAAGCUGGUGAGCCUUCGUACACUAAGUAGCGUUCACUCGGAGCAGGUUUUCGCCCUUCGCCUCCAGGAUAAGAAGCUUCCCCCGCUGCUCUCUGAAAUCUGGGAUGUCAAUGAAUGACUGCAAACCUGACGUCCCUCUCUGAGUCUCCAUGAAGGCUGAGACAGACCUGGCACCGAGCAAAAAAAAAAACCCAACAGACUCUUUUCUGCCCAUCUGGUCAGGGAUUGGUUAAAGCGUUUGAAGUUUGUUUUUUUUUCUGGUGGGAGGAGAGCAACAUUGCCCUUUGCUCUCAAACAGACUGUUGAAUAGUUUGAGUUUAUGGAGACAAACAUGGACAUCCAGUUUUCUUUGAGCCUGUCAUUGGUCUUUGAGGAGAUGCUGAUAUGAUUUGGCGAUAUUGAAUACCAGCAUCAGGCUGUCUAGCCAGUUAUCUUUGAUAUAAUAUUUGUUGAAAGUUAUGAUCUCUAGUGCAGUUCUGAACUCAUCCUCUCAUAAUUAGAAUCAAACAUCUAAGGAGGUUUUGGCCCCGGCCACCUCAAAUGCCAGAUUUACAGCUGCACAUUCAGUUAGAAUUGGGAUUUUUGCAGUAGGUGAAAAUGGAUGCAGAGCUAAGCAUGAACAGAUCCAGAUCUGCUCUUCACUUUAUUGGUGUUUGGAUAAAAAUGUAGACUAUCUGGUUGGUAUUGUGCAUUGUGAUAUGGCAUCAAAAAGCUUGUGUUCCUUUUGGAGUAACUGCAGAAAUUGAUGGGUUGGUGUAGUCGCUCAGGUAAAGUAAUGUGAAGUAGACCUCUGGGAUCUAGAGGCUUCUUUAAUUUCUAUUAGAUUAAUUUUCUUCCAAGUGCAUAAUGGACCCUUUUGGUCAUUUGUAGAUGCCCAUUAACCUUCAUGUAAAAUUGUAUAUUUAUUUUCACAAGCAGAAUGUGUAGAGUGCACACAUGAAAAGUAUCCUCAAGAUUGUACAAUCACAUACUAACGCACAACAAAGUAGAACCCCAGCAGGAGACUGACCAACUGUCCCCACAUUUACAGGAAAUUGUGAUGCAACAGAACAUUUUUUUUAUUUUCCAAACGGAGCACUGAUGCUGAGAAUUUGGUGGUACUGAAAUGUGCUCAGAUUCCAUGUAAGGAUUACAUUUUGUUUAAAAAGGAGUUCAAGCUAACUCCUUUCCAACCUCCUUUUUAAGGGAAUAAAAGACAAACUGACAAAGUUGUAUCCAGAGAUCAUACUAGAAAUAAUUCCCUCUCAUAACUUUUUGUUUGUGUAAGAUGUACUUCUAUUCAUUUCAUUGCAAACAAGUUUGGUUAUAUACUUUUUUUCAAUUCCACAGCAUUUAAAGUUGAGAGAAAUGUAUAAGCAACAAACAUAGAGUUUGGGCCGGAUUUUGAGUUUUUCGCAGCCUUUUAUUUUUAAUAAUAUACUCUGUGAAUGAAACUGAAGACAGGAUCUAAAUUACAGAUGAAACAUUAGUGUCAUUCAAUAGUGUAUCGCCGUCUUGAGUAUCAUCCUUGAACAGGUACUCAACCCCAACAGCUUUAACUGGGUAGAUUUUGGGAAGCCUUGCUUAAAACUACCAAAAUCCACAAACAUCAAGCAGAGAACAACAGGACAUGAGUAGAAAAUAAACUUUAUAACUACAUGAUGCUUUUUCCAUGAAUUCUACUGUGCAGUUUAAACUUGAAAUACAUAACAUGCUAUAUGAAUGUCAAAGAAAAUUCUAAACUGCAGACUGUUUCUGACCAUUUCCGGAAAUCACCUUUGGUUAUCAAUACUGUGGAUGUUAAAUAUCUGCUCUGUCCUAACACAAACGGUUUCAACCAUUUCAGCUUUUCACCUCCGGUAUAUUGAGGCAUUAUUUGAAUGCUUUCCACCAUUUUCAGAAGCAUUUUUAUUGUCUUUAAUUAAUAAAAUUACUUUUAACAGCUGAAACAUUACAGCUAAGAUGGGGUGUUGAUUAUUUGCAUACAAACAGAAACACAAGUACAAGAUUUGCAGUAACGCAGGAACACCUGGUUUCCUCCUUAAUGAUAGGCUGGCCUCGGUUCAUUUUAAUUCCAAUUCUCUAAUUUAUUAACAAUACUUAGUGUGAAGCAUUUGGUGAUUCAAGUGUUUAAAUUCAGCAUUAGUCCUGUGCUGUCUUUGUUUUAACUUCACCCACCUACAUGUCUGUAUUGCAUAAUACUUUUAUUGGAGUUGAUGCCCUGAUGCUGUCCUGGCAAUUGGAUGAACUUCCAUUUUAAUGGGCCUUUUUUCACAGCAGACAUUUUAGAGUAAGGUUUCUAAAAAAAUGAAUAAUAGCUCCAUUGAAUCAAUUUGUCUGAAUUAAACCAUGUUGAUAGCACAUGAGUAAAAUGCAGAAAAAGGUCUAUUUUUAUGUUUCCCUUCACAGUAACACUUUAGGGCAACAUUGAGUAUCUGCUUGUUAGCAUGCAAAUGAGUACUGUGUUUAACACUGUCAUGUAAAUGCCCAAACCCUCCUAAUAAUAGGGGUGGGACAGAAUAUUAAUCCCACAAUAUGCUGGUGUCCUGAUAAAUGCAAUACAAAUAUACUGUGUCCCUCUUAACACCUCUUCUACCACCGCCAUAGUUCUACUUUAUGACUCUUCCCUGUGGCGCAUAUGACAUCAAUCUGGCCUUUUUUCUCUCGUAGCAUUUUGUAUUCAUCAGCCAAUUCGGUAUUGCAUUGUAUCUUAUAUGAUUUAAUAGAAUGCUUAUUGUGGGCCACAUACCAGGCAACAUAAUGGGACUAACCCUGCAAUUUCCACUCUCACUUAAUCAUAUAUUACUCUGAAUGAUUAUAUGACUCAAGUACGACACUAUUAACUAACUGUUUUUUUUACCAAAUACAGUCUCAAUGGCAACAGA
Messenger RNA from Notolabrus celidotus (New Zealand spotty), 4714 nucleotides. RefSeq names its product nuclear receptor subfamily 1, group H, member 3 (gene nr1h3). Gene Ontology annotation, biological process: positive regulation of transcription by RNA polymerase II; negative regulation of transcription by RNA polymerase II; cell differentiation. The coding region runs from base 574 to 1968 and encodes 464 amino acids. NCBI's taxonomy places the organism in Eukaryota, Metazoa, Chordata, Actinopteri, Labriformes, Labridae. The transcript is spliced from 12 exons. The record is from RefSeq and is a predicted model, not a curated record. Gene Ontology annotation, molecular function: nuclear receptor activity; RNA polymerase II cis-regulatory region sequence-specific DNA binding; zinc ion binding.